GGCGGCUGCGCGCCGGGCGGGGCCGCCGCCCGUCGGUUGUUGUAGUAACGGGGAAGCGGCGGGAGGGGCCGGGGCUGCCUUGUGCGCCCGGCCCGGCGCGGCCCAGCGUGCGGGGGCAGGUAACUGCUCUUGCAACUAGGACUGGGCUGUAUGAAAACUCCCAAAGGAAAUGCCAGUUGGGAUGGCUAAAGAUCUGGAGGAAACUGGCUCAUCCUCAGAGGAGGAAGAAGAUCCUAUAGAUGCACUGGAAGGUCAUCCAUGUAUCAAGUGGACAGGUGGUGGCUGCAGGCGGGUCCCUGUCUUGGUGUUUCAUGCUGAAGCCAUUCUGGCCAAGGACAGCUACCUCCGUCUAAUUGGAGAGCGCUUCCACAUGUCCUAUAAGAUUGUGCGGACAGACAGCCGGCUGGUUCGGAGCAUUCUGACUGCCCAUGGAUUCCAUGAGGUUCACCCUAAUAGCAAUGAUUAUAAUCUCAUGUGGACAGGAUCACACUUGAAGCCUUGCUUGCUGCGUUCCCUUACAGAUGUCCAGAAAGUCAACCAUUUCCCUAGGUCGUAUGAACUGACACGGAAGGACAGACUGUACAAGAAUGUCUGCCGAAUGCAGCUCACCCAUGGGUUCAAGGCAUUCCAUAUCUUACCUCAGACCUUUAUCCUCCCUACAGAGUACCAGGAGUUCUGCAAUACCUAUUCUAAGGACAGAGGCCCGUGGAUAGUGAAGCCUGUGGCUUCUUCCAGAGGUCGGGGUGUCUACCUGAUAAAUAAUCCAAACCAAAUUGUAGUGGAAGACAACAUCUUGGUGUCUCGUUACAUCAGCAAUCCCUUGCUCAUAGAUGAUUUCAAGUUCGAUGUGCGUCUCUAUGUUCUGGUUACAUCCUAUGAUCCCCUUGUUGUCUAUCUCUACGAGGAAGGAUUGGCCAGAUUUGCAACAGUGAGGUAUGACCAGGCAUCCAAGAACAUUAAAAACCAGUUCAUGCAUCUGACCAACUACAGUGUCAACAAGAAGAGUGGAGAUUAUGUCAGCUGUGAUGAUCCUGAAGUAGAGGAUUAUGGAAACAAAUGGAGCAUGAGUGCAAUGCUGAGGUACUUAAAACAAGAGGGGAGAGACACUGCAGCACUGAUGGCCAGCGUGGAGGACCUGAUUAUCAAGGCUCUAGUUUCUGCUGAGCUGUCCAUUGCAUCAGCUUGUAAAAGCUUUCUUUCACAUCGUGGCAGCUGCUUCGAGCUCUAUGGUUUUGAUGUCCUUAUUGAUGACACUCUGAAACCCUGGCUGUUGGAAGUGAACCUGUCCCCAUCAUUGGCCUGUGAUGCUCCUUUGGACCUGAAGAUCAAAGCUAGCAUGCUUUCAGAUAUGUUCACUCUUGUAGGCUUUGUGUGCCAGGACCCAGGCCAGCGGUCAAGCCGGAGCAUUUAUCAUUCGUCUGAAUCUGUCAGAAGAAAUCCGUACCAGAAGCUGCAGCGUCCUGUGUCUGCACAGUCACAAAGAGCAAACAGCAGAUCACAUACCCGUCCUCUGUCUGCUGGCGAUGCUGACGUGAAAAGCUCAAUGCCCUUAGGCAGGGAAAAGGCAGCAGGAAGGCACAACAGCUCUAUGCUAGGCCUCUCCAUGGAGGAGAUCAAAGUUCUUCGACGAGUGAGGGAGGAAAAUGAACGGAGAGGAGGCUUCAUCCGGAUAUUCCCUACCCCAUUAACAUGGGACCUUUAUGGAUCUUUUCUAGAGCACAAGACAUCAAUGAACUACAUGCUGGCUACACGUCUGUUUAAGGACAGGAGCAAGACGAAAAGAGAGUUCCUCACUGGAAGAUCCCGAGCAGGUCUCCAUGGAAGGCUGGAUAGGAGGAUGGAAGUUGUGGGCUCUCAUGCUCUCUUUUAUGAGAGGAAGCUCGUUUCACUGGAGUUACGGAAGCGGCGGCGAUACCAUGGCAAGGUUGGAGCGGCACAGGCAAAAGCACUAGGCACAUCAGAACCAACAAAGCUGUCCCUGAAGUCCGACACGGAAGGUGAGGAGGAAGAGGAGAUGGAUGAGGAUGAAGAUGAAGACGUAGAUAGAAGUGUUUGCUCUCUUUCGGACACUCCGGUGAAAAACAAGCCAGAGCUCUCUGAAUCUGUGAAAACUGCUUGUAAGGAGAGGUUACCAAAAAAACAUAACAAAAAAACUGGAAAUGGAGAAAAGCUGUUUCUGAAAAAACCAGACUCAAAACCUCAGUUUAACUUGCUUCAGAUUCUUCAAAAUCAAGGAAAUUUGAGCAAGAUUCAAGCUCGUGCAGCUUUCUCUGCCUAUCUACGGCACGUUCAGCUCCGACUGGUGAAGGAGGCUGGUGAACAGAUCCAGAAUCCUGCCUGGGUUGCCAAAGAGGAUGAGCAAAUGGACCUCAUCAUCCGCUUUCUGAAGCGAGCUGCCAGCAACCUGCGGCCGUCUCUGAGGCUGCUGCUCCCCAGCCGGCACGUAGGACUGACGGACAGGCGGCGCAUCCUGGCUCGCCAGCUGGGCGAGUUCAUCAUCUGCUACAACAAGGAAACAGAGCUGAUGGUUCAGAAACAAUCAAAAAAGGAAGAGGAGGAGGGAGUGAAUUCUCAAGAUUUUGAGAACUUCAUCGCCAGAGCAAGUGAAAGUGACCUGGAGGAGGUACUGACUUUUUACACACAGAAAAACAAAUCAGCAAGUGUCUUCCUAGGAACAAAAUCCACAACCACAAAACACAGCAACAGCAGUCACCAGUUAGAGAAGCAGCCCCCAGGUGAGCAUCCUGAGAUGGUGAAAAACAUAAAAGGCGAUCACUCCAAAAGUUCAGUUGCAGAUUUGUCUGCAGAAGGAGCACUAAAAGGCUGUAAACCCAAAGAAAAUAAAUCAAGCUUUGCAGAAGGACUCGCCUUCUCCUUAAAUGCCGAAGUGAAAUUACCUCAGUGCAGCCCUCCUGAUGCUUCUUCCUCUGUUCCUGGUGCCACGUUGCAGAGAAGUACCAGUUCUUGGAUGCCACCUCAGCCUGCAGCCUCUGAAAAUCCAAAGGUGUCUGGUCAGCCUUCACUGCCGGCUCCUGCAGCUGGUCCCAGGCUGAUUCAGUCCCCACCCCCACUGCACUCCUUGCAGAGCACAGCUCCUGACAGCUCUUCUGUCCUCACAAACUCGGUGUCCACUGAGACUUGUAGCCUUGCAGGGUUACAUCGUCGUUCUGGUAACUACACCAUUGGCCCAUUCUCAUCUUUUCAGAGAGCUGUUCAAAUCUACAGCCAAAGAUUGUCCCAAAUACCCUCUGCAAAAAUAGGUCUCCAUCGCAGCUCCAGCGGGCCGUGCAUGGGCUUGGCCAGGAUGCACAAGGAUGCAGAACACCCUGCCCAGUCCAAACGUCAGGGGCACGCUGUGGCAGCAGCAGAACUGCAGCAGCUGGCAGAAAAACAAGCAGCCUGCCAGCAUUCCCCACCAAGCCACGUCAGUCUCGUUACACAGCAGUUAACAAACCUGGACUUGGCAAGUGGAGCUAUAAGCAAGGGAAAUGCAGCUGCCCCACAGAGCUACUGGUCACCACUCAAAAAAAGAGGGUCACUGUGGCCUGUUCAGUCAGACACUCAUAGAGAUGACAAAAGAUCUGUCUCUUCAGCAGUCAGGGCUCCAGAGAAUCAUCAUUUUGCCUUGGAAGGAGAGAUGGAGAACAGUGUUUACAAGGUGACACGGGGUCCUGUGGCACAUCCCAGCUAUCAGCUGCAGUUUGCUGUGCAGCAGCUUCAGCAGCAGAAACUUCAGUCAAGACAGCUGGGGGAGCAAAACCAAGCACGGCAACAGGCUGUUUUUGCCAACUACUCACAAUCCAGCACCAGUCAUAUAUCUAUGCCAGCUGGCUCUGAUGCCCGCAAGACAUCAAAUGCCACUUCUAGUAUCCAGAAGGCAGCCAGUUUGCACAAAGUGAUGCCAUCCCAGAGUACAGCUCCUCAGCUGGUUCCAAAGCCUCCAACAAACCACAGACAGGCAGUGAUCAGAAAGGCUGCAGCCCAGAGGAUAUCCAAGUUGACCUCCACUGAAAAGCAACUGGAUGGAUUCCAGAACAGCCUUCACAGUGCUACACCCUGUGAGCCAGGGACAUGUUCCACAGCUUCUACUCGCAGAGAAGGAUUAACACAGAACUCCAGGUGAGGAAUCCCAAGAGUUGCUUCAAGUAGGGGACAACGGAAGAAGCAGCAGCAGUGACUUCACACCAUCACAUUCCCGUAUCAGGCAAAAAAGAGAGAAGAGGAGGCCUUGGUGAGAGAACAACCCACUGAAAAGAGUAUCUAAACAUCUGUGAAAGCAGAUUGUGGUGAUACACCUGCAAGCUGAGAUGAACGAAUGCUUCUGGGAGCUUCUGCUGCUGAGUCUUUGUCCCUUCAAGGGACAAAUCACUAACUGUGAGAUCUUUCCUGCAGCUAUUCUUCCUAAAGUCCAGGUUUGAACAUAAAGUCUCACUUGCUCAGCCAUUUCAAUCUGUUCUAGUCUGGUAAUAGCCAAGAUUCCAUACUUUCAUCACAUGGCAACCAUCAGCAGAGAAAAAUAUUAGAACAUGUGACUGGAGAUGUCUGUGUUGGUUGCCAUCUUGAAUUUUGGCACAGAGCCAUAGAAAUUAACAGUUUAAAUAAAGUAAUUUCAUUUG
Molecule: messenger RNA, 4616 nt
Organism: Zonotrichia leucophrys gambelii
Lineage: Eukaryota; Metazoa; Chordata; Aves; Passeriformes; Passerellidae
Gene: TTLL5
Product: tubulin tyrosine ligase like 5
Exons: 34
Coding region: 170-4123 (1317 amino acids)
Biological process (GO): protein polyglutamylation; microtubule cytoskeleton organization
Cellular component (GO): cilium
Molecular function (GO): tubulin-glutamic acid ligase activity; tubulin binding
Source: RefSeq, a predicted model, not a curated record